Drosophila navojoa is the source of this 1972-nucleotide messenger RNA. RefSeq names its product solute carrier family 22 member 3. Gene Ontology annotation, biological process: transmembrane transport. The record is from RefSeq and is a predicted model, not a curated record. Gene Ontology annotation, molecular function: transmembrane transporter activity. Lineage: Eukaryota; Metazoa; Arthropoda; Insecta; Diptera; Drosophilidae.
CAGAGCUCAGUGCUCGUGUUAGUGUCGGCCACUGAAGAUGAUGAAGGCCAACGAUGCGAUCUGUAAGCGGCGCAGAUCCUCUGCACCGCCACCUGGCGUCGAUAUUGUGCAGCACAUUAAUGGGAAUUUCGGGCGCUGGCAGCUUCGCACGAUACUCCUAAUAUUUCUGUGCAAAAUACCCACGGCCUGGUUCAUGGCCUGCAUCAUUUAUACAGCCCCCUAUCCGCAGCGCGGGGAGCUGGUCUGCCGCUCGGUCAGCUGGAAUGCCAGCGAAUCGCUGCCCAGUGAGAGCCGGAAUACGGAUCGGCUGUUCAGCGUGCAGGUGUGCAAUGCCUAUGCGCAGAGCUUGUCCCACAACUUUGUGCAGCGUUAUGGAACGAGCUGGAACGGAACGCAACAGGUGAUGCCCUGCGAGCGCGUCGAGCACCAUGCGGAGUACAAAUCGCUGAUCGUCGACUUCGAUUUGAUAUGUUCGCGUCGUGUGCUGGUGGCGGUCACCCAAUCGUUUCAUGCGCUCGGCGCUUUAAUUGGCGGCCUACUCGCAUACCAGGCGCUCCAGCACGUCAGUCCGCGUCGUUUGAUGCUGCUCGGCAUGCUGGGGCAGAUCUUUUGUGGCAACCUGACGGGUCUGGUGGACACCUAUCAGCUGCACAUCUACUUCCGUUGCCUCACUUCCGUCUGCUGCACGCUCAUGUACACAGCCGGGCAUUUCAUAUUAAUGGACAUCACCUCGGGCAAGGCACGCAUCUUGGUGGUGACGUUGUCGGAGCUCUUCUGGUCCAUUGGCUUGGUGCUGCUGCCCGCCAUAUCCAUAUACUUCGAUAACUGGAGCCAUCUGUAUGUGGCCAUAUCCUCGUCCUUGAUUGUGCUCGUCUGGCUGCAUCGCUGGAUCUCGGAUGCGCCGCGCUGGCUGCUGCGCCACCAGCGCGUGGAGCAAGCACUACGUUUGCUCCUGGAGUCGGCCACACACAACAAUCGCAUGGUGCCCCUCACUCUGGACGUCAGGCUGACCAUCUAUGCCAGCGAACUGAAGUCCGAACAGCGCAUCGGCUAUUGCCAGAUCUGGGAUAAGGAGACCAAACGCCGUCAACUGUUCUACAUUCACCUCAUCUGGGGCUGUGCUCAGGUGCUGUACAACAUUAUACUGCUGAUGAUUCGCAGCCUGGGCGAGGCGCAGGUUCAUGUGAAUACCGCUGCCCUGGGCUUUGCCGAAAUGGUCGGCCUAUUUGUAGGACUCUACUUCAUACUCUAUACGCGUCGCUACUGGCGCUGGGCGGGCAACCUGAUGAUCGUCGCCGGACUGUGCACCUAUCUGGUGUGGCUGCUGCCAGAGACAGAUCGCAAUUCACGCCGCGUCGGCCUGGAGCUCUUGUUUUGGAUGCUGCUGAAGUUUGCCAAUGCUGCGUCCAUAGCUGUGCUGACCACGUGCACGGGCGAAAUGGUGUCGCCGGAGAAGCGAGUGCUGCUCAUGCUCUCAGUGGUUAGCUUCGGCCGGCUCUGCUUGGUGUUCUCGCCGCUGCUGAGCACGCUGACUGUGGUGCAUCGCCUGCUGCCCAUUAGCAUCAUUGCGACAGUGGGCUGGGUGUACGGCUUCCUCAUGCGGCUGCUCAAUCGCUACUACUGGAAUACGGAGCAGGUGCAGGUGGGUCAGGUGCCGACGCCAAACACCUAUCGCCGCAACUCAGCCGUGAUCAUGCGCCGCUGCAGCACCGCCAGCUCCGACGUGAGCAACUACAGCAACGAGCUGCUCCACAACUUUGAGCAAACAGUCGCCGUGAGCAUCGCAGAUCUGUGGCACAUCAACUUCAAUACGAUCCAUGAGUGCGACAGCAUGAACGAGAUCAGUGACGUGGCUAGCAAAUCGCAGAGCACGCAAACCAUUUGAAUUUUAUGCCACUGCCCAAAAGUAGGCAACACUUUCUUUAACAACAACCUUAGCCAUAAAAAAUUAUAGGCGCCUAAGUUAUAGAUU